AUGAUUUCCUUCGGCAUGCUCCCUUUGCUGCCGUUCUUGUGCAGCGUCCCGGUCUGGACAGCCCGCCUGGACAUGACUGCGACACCGCCCGCGCUCGAGCCUGGCUGGGAUGAAGGGCUCGGCUGCUAUUGCAAGAAGGUCCGAUCCGUCGCAGACUGCUCGGACAGGGAUGGCUCGGAAGAAGAGCCUCGACGUCUUCGCUGGUUCCACGGUGCCAGCAAUGGAGAGGAGAGCUUGUGCUGCAAGCUCGCUGGGACAUCGAUGCUUUCCUUCCCCGUCGGCUUCGGCUAUGAUCGGCAGCCGUCUUCCGCACUGUGCAUUCAAGAGACUCGCCCUGUGCCCCGCGAAGCAUGUUGCCGUGUAGGUUACAGCGGCUUUUAUGUCUCAAACGUGACCAUGCACCUCCAAGCUCAUGCUAACUCAUUGACCACGCGGACAUUCCGGAAGUCACCGCCUGAAUUUGAGGUUGCAGACAUCUAUGCGGCCAAAGACUACAACGGCUCCUUUGUGAAUAACCUCUCCGAUGUUCACGCCUUUGUGGGCGGCCUCCUGAAUGCUCGAGCUCGUCGCUCUAUGCCGAAUCCCCAUGCAUUCUCGAAGUCUUGGGAUGAGAUGGUGCAGGACACAGUCAUGCCGUGUAUGCUUCGCAAGAUGCCCACGAAGGCCUGCUGCUGCGACGAGGCAUCAUUGAAGGAAGAAGAGGGCUGCUUGCCGACGGGCAUCACGGGCUUGUCAACAGAGCCGGUUGUCGUUAGGGGCAACUAUUCGAGGGUUCGGUUGUAUGGUUUUUCGUAUGUUCCUUGGGCAUGGAGAAUGAUGUAUUAUUCCGAUGGUCCCGAACCAAAGAAGUACACACUCAAGUACGCGACGGACUCUCCCGGUGGGGAAGAGUAUGAAAUUCUGCCGGGCGAGUUAACGUCUCGUAACCUCACUUGGGAGAGAGGGAAUCAAUGGUCGCGGACCUGCGAGAAGCACGAAGAGGUGCCGACAUUUGUCAAGGAUUACCCGAAGUCCACUGAGUGCAGCGUCUUCAAGUUCACAAGGCGCUGCCCGGAUGGUGAGGGCUACUAUGUCAAGAAGCGUGAGACGUAUGGAAAGUGCUUCCGGGAGCCAGGAUCAAGAUCAAGCUCGCCAUCCGUCGUCAUCCGCUACGAUGAACUGACUCACCUCGGCGGAUUCGCCUUCACCUGCCCUGCAGGCCUUCGAAGCGGACAGAGGUACACCUAUGUCGACAGCCGCGGGCACACCGUGGACAAGAGCACCCGCUUCUGCAGGUGCCAUGAAAUCUGCGACAGAUCUUAG
Messenger RNA from Symbiodinium sp. CCMP2592, 1302 nucleotides. The record is from the annotation of a GenBank genome assembly. NCBI's taxonomy places the organism in Eukaryota, Dinophyceae, Suessiales, Symbiodiniaceae.